This is a messenger RNA of Morchella sextelata, 1392 nucleotides long. RefSeq lists its product as uncharacterized. Lineage: Eukaryota; Fungi; Ascomycota; Pezizomycetes; Pezizales; Morchellaceae. Gene Ontology annotation, cellular component: spliceosomal complex. Gene Ontology annotation, biological process: mRNA splicing, via spliceosome. Gene Ontology annotation, molecular function: nucleic acid binding. The transcript has a single exon. Bases 1 to 1392 code for a protein of 463 amino acids. The record is from RefSeq and is a predicted model, not a curated record.
AUGGCCGACCCCCCCAAACCGUCCUUCUCCCUCUCCCUCGGGCCCGCAAAGCCCAAAGUCCCCACGCGCAAGCCCCCAACCACCUUCGCUGCCAAACGCUCCGCCGCCCACCUCGACUCCGACGAAGAUGACGGCGCCGAAGACACGCACACCGCCAAAGUGCAGCUCGUCACCGCCUUUGACGCCACCCGCGGCGGCGCCGUCCACCUCCACAACAAACCCGCCGAGGAAAAGGGCCCCCUCGUGAUCCCGAAGCUCUCCAACCGCAACUGGCGCGAGGAGGCCGAGCGCCGUCGCGGAGGAGGCGGGAAAAAAGCAAUCUAUCUGCCCCCCGAGGCACUCGCGAAGCAGAAGGGCGGCGUGAAGCCGGAGGACCUGGUCGAGACUGAUACCAUCGAGCAGAAGUACGGGCUGCAAGUGUUUGACCGCGCGCCGGAGGACGAGCAGGAAGCAGCGGCAGCUGGAGAAGAGGCACCGACAGACGCGCCACCACCACCGCCGGAGAAGCAGCAGACGGAGGAGGAGCUUGCGCUGGCCUCGCUCCUACGCGGCGACGCACCGGCGCCAUCGACGCUCGUGCUUGCGCCCGCUGCGGCAUCGGGUGGAAACGACUGGCGCGCUGCGCGGGCUGCAAUUGGCAACGAGGACGCCGCGUUCAAGACGGACGUUGCGAGCCGGCCGGAGAUGGCCACGCUGGAAGACUACGCGGCGGUGCCCGUCGAGGAGUUUGGUGCGGCGCUGCUGCGCGGCAUGGGCUGGAAGGAGGGCGACGAGGUUGGCAAGCGGCGGGGCGCGGCGGCGAAGCCGCGGGUGGUGGAGCGGCGUGCGGCGUUCCUGGGGAUUGGCGCAAAGGCGAAGGAGGAGGUGAUGGAGCUGGGGACGUGGGGGAAGGGCGACAAGAAGAACCGGAGGAAGCGUCAGGAUACGACGUAUGUGCCGGUCGUGAUGGUCGAUAAGAAGACGGGGCGGGUUGUGGACCCGGCGGAGGCGGAGGCCAUGGCCGCGGCAAAGGGCGUGGACGGGAAGAAGUGGGAGAGGGGGGAGGAGAACGGGCGCGGGGAGGAGAAUGGGCGUGGUGAGGCGCCAAAGAGGGAGCGGUCGAGAGACCGAGACCGGGACAGAGAGAGGGACCGAGGUGGAGACAGAGAUAGAGACAGGGACCGCGACCGCAGAGAGCGGAGAGGCAGUUACGACUCUUCAGACCACCGCCGCAGAGACCGUGAGCGCUCAAAGGACCGCAGCAACGGGAAUGACCGUGACCGUGACCGCGACCGUGACCGGGAGCGCAGGCGCGGGGACGACGACCGCGACAGACGGAGAGGCGAUGAUCGGCGCAGGGACGAGCCCAGACGGGACCGGGACAGGGACCGUGAUAGACGGGACAGGCGUUAA